AUGGUGAAGAGGCGAGAGAAGACGAAAAUAGCGCUGAUAGAUCUUGAUUCGGAAAUUCUUGCUCACCGAAUGGGAUUACUCGAUUUUGGAUCAAAUAUUUAUAACCAGUUUAUUGCCAAGAUCAGAGAGUCUACUAAACUUUCAUCGAGCGGAGUUGCGAAUGGUGUCGCGAAGUCUGAGGAUGACGCUUUAUUAAAGAAAAAAGCAAAACGGCGGAAGAUUCGAACGGUUGCUGCCAGUGUUGAUCGUGAGGUUCCAAGCAAGGCAUGGCUGAAAAAGAAUGCUGAAGUUUGGAAUCGCCCUCCCUCUGUUUUCGCACCAUCUGGCGUUUCACCGGUUGCUGAAGUUGAUCUAUCAGCGGCUUCUGAAGAGGAUCGGGACGGCCCAUUCGUUUUCAAGCGACGGAGGGGAUGCCUGUACCGAGGCCCUAUCUUUGCGGAUAGCAAUCCGCUUGAGGACCACUUGCCUUCAAAGAUCCCCAAGUCGAGGCAUUUGUACGAGACGUAUCUUCCCCGUUGCGACGGUGUUAUUCGUCGGAUUGGUUUGGCGCGUCGAAGGCUUGGAAGGGGAGGACGGGUGUUGUUUGACCGGUUUCAAUGUUGGGAUGUUCCUCGCGUUCCCAGCCCCAGUGAUCCUUUCUCCGACGAUUUUCUUCAGAAUGCUUCAGUGUCUUUCCACGCUCGUCUUCAUUCUCGGCAGGAUCAAUGCGAUGUGCAUCCCAAACGAGUUCCUUCUUGGAGCCGUGCCGCAGAAGAGGACUGUGAGCGGCGAUGGUUGGCAAGUGGUGAUAACCCUCCUGAUGCUAAAAGUCCUGAACAGGAUGUCGGCUCAGAUAGUAAUCACAUGCCCAUCGCAAGGAUAUCAUCCGAUCCUCCCGUUACUACUCAGUCGGGAAACGGAUUAGCGGGCAGAGUGGACCCAUCGACCCUCAUUCGACUAAGGUAUCGUAUAGAGUAUGGAGCUGUACCAGCAUCAGAUGAGUGGCGAGAGGCUAGUGGGUCGCCAUCGGAGUCGAAUUCCUCUACGGAUUGGGUUUCUCCGCCUAUGGCUACCCAAAUUUAUCCCGCUUUGUCAAGCGAGGAGGAAGCCCGAACUGGUGAUCAUCCGAUCGCAAAGCAGCCACCUGUUAAUGUUAAAGGGUCUGUUGGUGGGUCGGACGAAAUCGAGUUCUAG
This is a messenger RNA of Ostertagia ostertagi, 1173 nucleotides long. Lineage: Eukaryota; Metazoa; Nematoda; Chromadorea; Rhabditida; Trichostrongylidae. The record is from the annotation of a GenBank genome assembly.